AUGACUCUCUCGUCGACGGCCCUUGCGCUAGUCCUGACCCUUGGCUGUGGAGCUACAACUAUUGCAGGACUUCGCGAUAACAUUGCGGUUUCACGAAAGGACUGUCCAGACUAUACCUCAUACUCUGCGGCUCGCCACCCUCCGUAUAGUGGCGGUCCUCUGAACCUCCCUUUCCAACGACCAGCAGAGGAAUGUCGCACCUUCACUUCGUCAGCAGUUGAAAAUGUCAUUGAAGAUGUCACAUCACGCAUGAUAGACAAAGAUCUGGCUCAAUUGUUUCGCAACGCAUUCUCGAACACCCUGGAUACAACCAUCCGAUGGCACCGGAACGGCUCGACCACGGAGGACCCGUUGUCAUCGAGAAAACACAAGGUGGAUGAUUCCAAAUGGCAGGGACCGCAGACAUUUGUAGUGACCGGUGACAUUAAUGCGGAAUGGUUGCGUGACUCCACAAGCCAAUUGUCGGGCUACCAGGCCCUGGCCAGUCAGGACCCGGCUCUCCAAACACUCAUCCUGGGAGCUAUUAAUACGCAGGCUGAGUUUGUUACUCAGUCACCAUAUUGCAACGCCUUCCAACCACCUCCUCCUAGCGGUCAAAAGCCUGUUCCAAGCUCACAGAAGGACACAGUCCACCCAGAAUAUGAACCAUCAGUGGUAUUUGAGUGCAAAUAUGAGCUUGAUUCGCUGGCUAGUUUUCUCGCGUUGGGAACCGAAUUCUAUGAAAAUACAAAAUCUACUGAUUUCUUGACCAAUCGCUGGUACAAGGCACUGGAUACCCUCCUGUCUGUUCUGGAUGCUCAGUCUCAGUCAACUUUCGACGCGCAGAACCAGUAUGUCCCCAACCAGUACAGGUUCCAGCGCGAGACCAACAUGGGCACGGAAACCCUUAACCUGGAAGGAAUUGGGAAUCCAUUGAAUGGAAGUACCGGCUUGAUCCGCAGCGCCUUCCGUCCUAGUGAUGAUGCAACUAUUUUUGGGUUCUUUAUUCCCCCAAAUGCUAUGAUGGCUGUUCAGCUGCAAAAGACUGCCACGGUUGUCAAGGUGGCAGGAGGUCAUGAAGACCUGGCCACAGAGCUCCAAAAACGAGGUGAAAGCUUGGAACAGGCUGUUUGGGACUACGGAGUCGUGGAUCAUGCCAGAUAUGGCAAUGUUUUUGCCUUUGAGGUGGACGGAUAUGGUUCCCGUGUGAUCAUGGAUGACGCCAAUGUCCCUUCAUUGCUCUCGCUGCCUUUACUGGGAUUUGUUGAGCAGAGCAACUCUGUGUAUCAAAACACUAGAAGGAUGAUCCUAGAAAAGACUGGCAAUCCAUAUUACAUGAUAGGUUCCGCGUUCCGUGGUAUCGGUGGUCCUCACACUGGCUUCAAGAAUGCCUGGCCAAUGUCCAUCCUUGUUCAGGCAAUGACUACAGAUAUUGACUCGGAAAUUACAGAGUGCAUCAACCUCGUUCGCAACUCGAGUCUUCUCGGGCUUGUGCACGAAUCUAUCGACGUGAACGAUAUCAACAAAUACACCCGGUCGUGGUUUGCAUGGGCCAACUCGCUUUUUGCACAGGCAAUUCUCAAAAUUGCGGCCGAGAGGCCGUAUCUGCUCUUUGGGGAUGGAGCGAGGCCGUAUGUUGUUUGA
Molecule: messenger RNA, 1623 nt
Organism: Aspergillus candidus
Lineage: Eukaryota; Fungi; Ascomycota; Eurotiomycetes; Eurotiales; Aspergillaceae
Product: glycoside hydrolase family 125 protein
Exons: 3
Coding region: 1-1623 (540 amino acids)
Biological process (GO): carbohydrate metabolic process
Source: RefSeq, a predicted model, not a curated record